AUGGGCCAUACACGCAUCGUCAUAGGUCUCGACUUCGGGACUACAUACUCAGGGCGAAUCAGUGUUGCCUGGGCUCUCGGUCACUGCCCCGACAAGCCGGAAGUAAUCACUUCGUGGCCCGGUCAAGGGAAUAGGACCAGCCCCAAAGUCCCCAGCAGGGUAUCCUACAGUGAUGGCAAAUUUCUUUGGGGAUACCAAACCACCAUCUUCGGGGAGAAUAUCCGGGGACUCAAGAUACUGCUUGAUGAAUCCCAGGACCCAAGAGUCGUCUCUGCUCUGAGCACCAUGGACCUGCUCACAAAGAAUCGUAAGACGGCAAUCGAGGUGACCGGCAGCUACUUGAAGCAGUUGGUCGAACAUAGUAGCAAAAUCCUUCAUCGUCGCUUUGGCCAGAUAGUCAACCAGAUGGAUCGCAGCUAUGUACUGACUGUACCAGCCGUCUGGUCAGACAAGGCCAAGCAUGCGACGAUGACGGCAGCGGUAACUGCCGGUAUUGCCGCUAAUGAAAUCACCCUGGUGUCCGAGCCGGAGGCUGCGGCCUUAUACUGUCUCAAGGCUAUUCAGCCGAAUUCUAUCCGGAAUGGAGACGUCGUUGUGGUGUGUGAUGCUGGUGGCGGUACUGUGGAUCUUAUCUCGUAUUGCGUCAAAACUGUCUCGCCUCUGCGUCUAGAAGAGGUUGCCGAGGGCUCUGGCGGCAUAUGUGGGUCUAUGGUGUUAGACGUGUGCUUCAGUGAGUUUCUCGACGACCUGAUUGGGAAAAAGAAUAUUCCCAUCAUGGCAAAGGAGAUGGCCUUGCGCUUCUGGCAGGAAGAUAUCAAGCUCAACUUUGCCACCGACCCGGACUAUGAAGAUGAGAUUCAUUUCGUUCCUGUACCCGGGGUGAAAGAUAACCGCCAAGUAUCUCUGAAAGAUGGCUUUCUUAAGCUGAAUGGAUCUCAGAUCAAAAACUUGUUCGAUCCAGUCGUGCAAAAGGUCCAGAAUCUGAUUCGAGGUCAAAUCAGGAGCUGUGAAGAUUCCAAAAAGGCAGUUAAGGCCGUUUUCCUUGUCGGCGGUUUUGGCUCAUCCGAAUACCUCUUCCACCGUAUCAAGAAUGUCUUUACUAGGAUUACUGUGAUGCAACCUCCCAACUCGUGGUCAGCAGUCAUGCUGGGUGCAGUACAACACGGUAUCGAGGGAAACCAGGUAGCAAAGCGGAUUGCGAGGCAUCACUAUGGCGUCACUUUUAGGAGCAGAUAUGGUGCGGAUCUUGCAAGAUAUCCACCUGCCAUAAGAGAGUGGUGUGACCUUGAAGAAAGGUGGUAUGUUCCAAAGGUGAUGGCAUGGUAUAUCAAGAAAGGAGACGAGAUCGCCGAAAAUAAGCCAAUCCGUCUUCCAUUCAACCGGAGUCUAGCAGACAUCGAUCGCAGCAAGUUGAUUUUUCAUGAUGAGUUGCUCGUGUGCCAUAAGUCUGAAAGCCCUCGCCGUCGCGACGAAACCGUUUUUGAAGUAUGCACACUGGAAUCCGACCUCAGCGCAGUCCCGACUUACCUCUUCGAAGCCAAAACAAACUCUCGCGGGACGAAAUAUUAUCGAGUGAAUUAUGUGCUAAUAAUGACACCGAGAUCGGCCUCCAUUACGUUCGAGCUGGAGUUCAAUGGCACUUCCUACGGCCUGAUCCAGAGCAAGUAUUGA
This is a messenger RNA of Aspergillus heteromorphus CBS 117.55, 1671 nucleotides long. Its product is annotated as Hsp70 family protein. The transcript is spliced from 12 exons. Lineage: Eukaryota; Fungi; Ascomycota; Eurotiomycetes; Eurotiales; Aspergillaceae. Gene Ontology annotation, molecular function: ATP binding; ATP-dependent protein folding chaperone. Bases 1 to 1671 code for a protein of 556 amino acids. The record is from RefSeq and is a predicted model, not a curated record.